GCUGCCAGAGAGUCAGGUGGCUCCGGGAUGCGCGGCGGCGGCGGCAGGAGGCGGAGGCGGGCACGGAGGAGGCGGCGGAUGGGGGGGAUGCGGCGGCUCCUCCACGGCACACGCUGCCUCGUCUCGCCCCUGCCCGCGCUGGGCUGAAGCGGCCCCGCGCCGGGAAGUCCCGGCAGCGGCGGCGGCACCUGGUGCCGGCGGGCGCCGGGCCGCAUGAACAAUAGGCGGCGGUCCCGGCCCCGCCGCCCCCCGCAGCGCCCGGCUGCCGCCUCCCCCUAUGGAGCAGCCUCGCCAUGGAGCCCCUCACCGAGCUCAGCCAGGAGGGCGCGGGCGGCGGGGAGCCGCCGGGCGACGGGCCGCUCUGGACCGCUGUCUUCGAAUACGAGGCGUGCGGCGAGGACGAGCUGAGCCUGCGGCCGGGGGACGUGGUGCAGGUGCUGUCCCGGGACUCGCACGUGUCCGGCGACGAGGGCUGGUGGACGGGGAAGAUCGACCAGCGCGUCGGCAUCUUCCCCAGCAACUACGUGAGCAGCGGCGUGCAGGGGGGCGGCCCGGAGCUGCGCGCCCGAUACCCGCCGCCGCCCGCCAUACAGCUCCUAGAGAUCGACUUCUCAGAGCUUGUUCUGGAAGAAAUCAUUGGCAUAGGGGGCUUCGGAAAAGUGUAUCGAGCUCUAUGGAUAGGAGAUGAGGUUGCUGUCAAGGCAGCUCGCUAUGACCCUGAUGAGGACAUCAGCCAGACCAUUGAGAAUGUCCGCCAAGAGGCCAAGCUCUUUGCAAUGUUAAAACAUCCCAACAUCAUUGCCCUCAGGGGUGUGUGUUUGAAGGAACCUAAUCUUUGCCUGAUCAUGGAGUUUGCCCGCGGAGGAUCGCUCAAUAGGGUGUUGUCUGGUAAAAGGAUACCUCCUGACAUACUGGUGAACUGGGCAGUGCAGAUUGCCAGGGGAAUGAACUACCUGCACGAGGAAGCAAUUGUUCCCAUAAUUCACCGUGACCUCAAGUCCAGCAACAUACUGAUACUCGAAAAGGUGGAAAAUGGAGAUCUGAGCAACAAGAUGUUGAAGAUCACGGAUUUCGGCUUGGCCAGGGAGUGGCAUAAAACUACCAAAAUGAGCGCAGCUGGGACAUAUGCCUGGAUGGCUCCUGAGGUCAUCCGCUCUUCCAUGUUCUCCAAAGGCAGCGAUGUUUGGAGUUAUGGUGUGCUGCUUUGGGAGCUGCUGACAGGAGAAGUACCAUUCAGAGGAAUUGAUGGUCUUGCAGUAGCAUAUGGUGUUGCCAUGAAUAAGCUUGCCCUUCCAAUCCCUUCCACGUGUCCUGAGCCUUUUGCCAAACUCAUGGAAGAUUGCUGGAACCCUGACCCACACUCACGGCCUUCCUUUGCCACUAUCCUAGACCAUCUUACUGCCAUAGAAGAGUCUGGUUUUUUUGAAAUGCCCAAAGAUUCCUUCCACUCCCUGCAGGAAGACUGGAAACAAGAGAUCCAAGAGAUGUUUGAUCAGCUUAGAGCCAAAGAAAAGGAGCUGCGCACAUGGGAAGAAGAACUGUCUCGUGCUGCUGUUGAACAGAAGAACCAUGAGGAGCUGCUACGGAGGCGGGAACAGGAGCUGGCAGAACGCGAGAUUGAUAUCCUGGAAAGGGAGCUCAACAUCAUCAUCCACCAGCUGUGUCAGGAGAAGCCUCGGGUCAAGAAACGCAUGGGGAAGUUCAAGAGGAGCCGGCUCAAAUUAAAGGAUGGCAAUCAUAUCAGCUUGCCUUCAGAUUUUCAGCAUAAAUUCACUGUGCAGGCUUCUCCAACGAUGGACAAAAGGAAAAGCUUGAUCAGUAGCUGCUCCAGCCCUCCUGCAAGUCCUACCAUUAUCCCCAGACUCAGGGCCAUACAGUUGACACCUGCUGAAAGCAGUAAAACAUGGGGACGAAGCUCAGUCCUUCCAAAGGAAGAAGGAGAGGAAGAAGAGAAGAGAGGCCAGAAGAAAAAGGGACGCACUUGGGGACCAAGCUCACUUUGUCACAAGGAGCUAGGUGCAGGAGAAGAGGGUCUGAAAGCUCUGGUGGAAGGAUGCAAGCAGUGGUCAUCCAGUGCACCAAAUCUUGGGAAGAUCCAGAGAACUGCACCUGCUUUUCCAGGAUUCACCAGCUUAGCAGAGAUGGAUGAUGAGGACAGUGAAUGUUUUAAUGGAGAGGGCAAAGUGCACCCUUCACCUGUGCACAAUCAGUCAUACCUCUGCAUCCCAUUUCAGAAGAAUGAAGAAUGGGAUGGCCCUUCUAGUGAUGCCAAUGAGGAGUCCACCCCUGUUAACUCUGCUACCAGUACCCCACAGCUGACACCCACCAACAGCCUCAAACGUAGCGGCUCCCACCACAAGCGAUGUGAGGUUGCAUUGCUUGGCUGUGGAGCAGUGCUGGCUGCUGCAGGCCUGGGUUUUGAUCUGUUAGAAGCAGGGAAGUGUCAGCUGCUGAUUGAGGAAGAGCCAGAGGUGCCCAAGGAAGAGAAGAAGAAGCGUGACAGCAUUUUUCAGCGAGCUGGACGCCCACGCAGGAGCACUAGUCCACCUUCCCGGAAGAUCUUCAGGAAGGAUGAUCCCCUGUUGUUGCUAGGCGAGCCAUCCACAUCCCUCACCCUUCUUUCCCUGUCUUCCAUUUCCGAAUGUAAUUCCACCCGGUCCCUGCUGCGCUCAGACAGUGAUGAGAUUGUGGUUUAUGAGAUGCCUGUCAGCCCAGUGACGGUCAAGGCUCCCUUGCCAGCCAUUACAAACCCACUGGUUAAUGUCCAGAUCGAGAGGUUCAAACAAGACCCCAACCAGUCCCUGACCCCCACACACGUGACGGUCUCUUCCCACACCCAACAAAGUGGACACAGGCGCACACCUUCUGAUGGAGCCAUCAAAGGGGGUGGACUGGUUGUCAAUGGGUGCCCAACCAGUGGAUGCCCUUCCAGUAGCUGUUUAACUGGAGCACUGGGAGCAGGUGUAUUAAAAACACCUAGUCCAAGCAGAGAUCCCAGUGAGGUCCCUCGCCUGCCAGACCCCAACCUUGUUUUUCCUCCAACCCCGAGACGAUGGAAUGCACAGCAGGAUCCCACACUGGAAAGACCCAAGACACUGGAGUUCCUACCCCGGCCACGUCCUGCAGCCAGUCGGCAGCGGCUUGAUCCCUGGUGGUUUGUGUCACCCAGCAAUGCCAAGGGUGAAUCUUCUGCCAACAGUUCAAGUACUGAUACUCCAAGCAAUCUGGACUCUUGUUUUGCUAGUAGCAGCAGCACUGUAGAAGAGAGACCUGGACUGCCUGCACUGCUUCCUUUCCAGGUGGGUCCUCCUGCAGAGGAGCGGACACUGUUGGACAUGGAUGCUGAGGGGCAGAGCCAGGACAGCACCAUUCCGCUAUGCAGAAGUGAACUUAACACACACAAAGCUGCAGCAUAUGAACUCAAGCAAGAAUUCUGGUCUUAAUAUGAAACCACUGGGGGCAGUGAGCCCCUCUAAAUUCAAUCCUACUUUUUGCACUGAGAAUGCACUUUGAAAACAGAUGAGAUGGAGGGAUGCUACAGAGAUCAUAUGGUGCUGCCUCUGCUGAAGAUGUGUUGUCAGCUGCCUGAUUUUUGUCUGCAUUUGGGUGAAACUUGACAACUCUGAGCUGCUGACUUUUGAUGUGGGGUUUUCCUGUAGUCUUCCCUGCCCUCUUAUUGCAGUUUGAAUCUGCAAUGAGCUAAAAUUAUCAUAUCAAAGUCUUUUGUUACUGACCUUGUAGGAUUUGGCACUUGGCAGUAAGUAUAUUGGUAUCCUGGUAUUAAUCAGUAUUUUCAAAUAAUAGUCAAAUAUUACACUACAGCAGACAUCAGUGUUUGAUGUUUUCCCAAGAAAUCCAGAACAGAAGCAAAUAAAUAUCUGGAGACUACCUUCUCUGAAAUACAUUCAGAUCAUUAGACAGGCCUGGGAAUCAUCAUACCCCCACUGAAAUAGCAGAAGUAGCUAUCUUAAGACUUGUUUGUCCUCUUUUGCUCAUGUGAUAGUGUAAGGUGGAACAGAUGGCAGGGGAAGGGCAUGGCGUCUCCACUGGUGGAGGUCUUUGAGAGCAGGUGAACCAGACUGUUGGAAACAAGUAGGUGUAGUUGAUCCUGGUUUCAGGGUAGAUUGGAUGAACUUCAGUGAUCUCCUGAGGUCCCUCUCAGCCCUAUUUGUUUUAUGACCCUGUGCUUUCAAGAUGAACGCUUAUAGUAUAGCUGUUUAGCUUGGGGUUUUUUUUUCAGACUUUUGUUUCAUCAGUCUCUUUUCUUCCCACCCUGUUUCUCAGGCUCAUAGUCAAGUUGCCUCAGCUUUGGGAGGGGAGUUAGCAGAAACUUUCUUUAAAGAUGUGUUGGCUUGCAGAAGGAAGUAAGUUAUGUGUUUCCAAAUCUUUCUCUUUAUAUUUUUUUCUCCUUUCUUAUGCCUUUCAGGAGUGACCCAUGAAACCCAAGACUGUUCUUAUGCACGCUGGUACUUGUUUAGGCUGUUUUGAAAAUGAGGCUUGUUAGUAGUUAGAUUGUGCAAACAGGAAUCAGAACAUCUGGAUUCUGCUUUAUUUUGUCACUGACUCACUGUGUGACCCUGGGCAAAUAAUGUAACCUCUGUGCCUGAAUUUCCCCAUCUGUAAAUAAUAGGAAUAAUACCUACCUCACAAGGGGAGGGGUUGGGACAUAUAUAAUAGGUAUAAAGUCCUUUGAGAUCUUUGAGUGAAAGGCACUAUAGAUAUGUAGAACUUUAUUCUUGUUCAAAUAUGUAAACCACUCCUAGAUCUGGAGCAAGAACAGACCCCUGUCUGGAAGGAGGAAGUCACACAAAUAGGGUGUGCCUGUGCUCAGAGUUUUCUGUACAAAGACUUCAAGUGUGUCUGUGCCACUGCAGAUAUGUCUUACUGGCUGUAAUGAGAGCUUCAAUGUUCCCCAAAUUUGGCAUUAUAUAUAAGGGAUGUGGCCUUUCUGUGAGUGUAAUAGGGUAGUCUGCUUUAUUGCAGGGUACAGCAUGUCUGUUCACUGUUUUGUACAGAUCUGUGCUUGUUUUGCUGAUCCGCUGAUAUUUGGUUGCAAAUAAGUCAUUUGACAGUGCUGCCAAUGCAGUGCUCAGCCUGUUGGGGCAGUCCAGUCCUGCUGUGAAGGCAGGAGAGCCGAAUACUUCCUGCAGCUGUCAGCACAGUGAACUUGUGUGUUUAGAUGUUUGUAACCUGAUUUUAAAAACCAGCAUGUUUGAGGAAGAACUGUACGUAAGGCUUUUUAGUUCUGUGUGAGGACUGAAACCAGCAUGUUCCCAUUAGUCAAAUGCACCUUUUUUUUUAAGGAAUUACAGUAUGUUUAGUUUUUAAAGGUCACAUAUUUCUUGUUUAUCACAUUCCAUGAAAAAUGCUUAAUGGCAGAAUUACUUUCUGCUGCCUGUUAAAUACUCCAGAGCUAGCCUUAAUGGUGCUACACUAGAUGUUGAAGCUGGAGACACUGUUGACUGUUUAGACAAGGUAUUAUGAUGAGGCAAGAUGGGAUUCAGAUACUUAAAGAAAACAUUUCUGACUAUUUUGUUAAAUUUAGACCUUUGGCACUAUUGAUUUCUUAAGCAUCCUUUUGCUUUCCAUUUCUGAAAACUCAGUUUGUGACCCAGACACUAGCAAAAAUGCAAAACUCAUCCAACAGAUUGCUAAUUUUGAUUGUGCUAUAAAUCAACCUUAAUGUAAUCUCAGUAAGAGACUAUGUCAGAGGGAUUUGAAAGAAGGACAUGAAAACAAUUUAUUUUUCAUAGUCUUCCUUAUAACUUUAAAAAGUCUGGAACAAAACUGGAUCAGCUGUUCUGAAAUAUUAUGUUUUCUAUCCAAAAGGUAUCAUUAUAAAUGUCAUAGGGAGUAUCAUCUGCUCUGCAAAGGCAUCACCUGGAAUAACUCAAUUUGAACAGAAAUCUUAAAAAAUCCAUUUGCUUGCAUGAAAUGGGAGGACACCUUUCUAGGUCACACUAUAUAAGUGAUAUAACUCAGUCUGCUAAACUUUGUAAUAUCUGGCCAGUUGAUUUCACCAAGUGAACUUUUAAGGUUUUUGUCAAGUUCCCAGGAAAGAGAAACGUAAAGGUAAGUUGUUCAGUCUCCUCUUUUACUUAGGAAAGUUGAGGAUGAAGAAUCAAUCCCCCCUUGCCCCUCUCCCCCUUUUAUACAAUCACGUGGUGAAGGUGGUAUGUAGCUGAACUUUGAGAAGUACUUUGCUCCAAAGAGUACCUUCCCGAAUGCCAAGUGGACAUUGCUACAUCAAAAAACUUGGUAGGACAGAUGACAAGAGUCAAGGAUUCAGGUCAGGGUUACUACACUAGAUACUGUUAUUACAAAGCUGCCAGACAGACUAGUUAGAAGCAUAUUGGUUGGUAUGUGUUUGUUUUGUGUUUUUUAUUUGUUUUUUGGGUUUUUUUAACAUUUUUUUGGUGCAAUUAUCAUCAUUGAAUCUAGCAUGUGAAUUAACCUGAGGAAGUCUGUGAGCAUCCACCCGUAACUGUCUUCUAAGUGGCCAACCUGAGGUAUCAGGCAAGAGGAGUGAGUUGUGAAAACAAGGCUCCUGACUUCAGUAGGUGGUGGGGUAUUCUCUGGCAGGCAGAGAAGGGGCUCUCAACAGUUGUCAGCUAUCUUACCUUAUGCACUCCAAAAGCUUUUGCAGCCAGUGUCCUAAGGCCCAGAGGCUGUGUGCAUGUUUAAGGUAGGUCAAAACCUCUCUCUAUAUCCAUCUGUCCCCUCCUGGUUUGAAUUCUCUGUUUUCUUAAUCUGUUAGAGUUUUUCCUUUGCAGUUAUGGGAGCUGAGGUGCUCCAAAUCUCCAAAGAAAUGACUCUAGUCCACUAGACAGUGAGAAGGUAUGAUCCCAUCAGCUCAGAAAUCUUUUUUUUCCUACUGGUUGCUAGUAUUUCCAUUUGUCAGGGAAACAAAACUGUCAGAAUAUUGUCAUUGACCUACCUUUAUAGUAGUAUUCUUGAGGAAGAUGCUGAAAAUCUUACUUAAAAAAAAUUCUAAUAAAUGUGUUGUUUCCUAAAUGUCUGAAUAAGUUCUACUUUUGUUUUAUCUGAGAAAAUGAGAAAAAGAAAACAUGAAAGUGACUGAGCAGUCUAAAACAAUGACAAAAGAAUGGAGAAAAAUAUGUUUGAAUACAAGCCUUACAAAGAGGAAGUGGCAGUUUUUUAACUGAUAGUAAUGAUGAGAUUGUAGCUGAGAGAAAUGUUUGUGAUUUAGAAAUAUAUUUGUAUUUUUGUUUAGUCAGCUGGCAGUGUGUAUUACUAAUUUAUGUAAUUGAUGUGCUGACUUAGGAAAUAGAAAGAAGUUUGUCAGGCCUUCAAAGUAUGCUAUCCUUGUAGCCUCUUUAGUUUUCCUGUAAUUGGAAUAUAAUAGAGAUAUUGGGGGGCAGGCACAGACAUAGCAACCAGUGCAAAAGAGGACAAAUUUUUUGAUAAAUUUUUACUGGUUUCAUAGAAGUUGAGUGUGGGACAAGUAGAGAGAAGAAAUCUUUUGUGUCACAACUAAGGUGAUUAAAUAGUUACAGAUUCUUUUCUAAUACUGUUGCUUCUUUCAGACUGCACAGUGGUCUGUUUUACCAGCAAGUAGGUCUCAAUCUCCUCUCAGUCAUUUUCAGAGGUGCAAAUGUAACUUUUUAUACAUAUUUUCCCUCCAGUUUAUUAUUGCAAUGGGUUAAUAUUCAGUAUGGGGCAGGGAACCUUGGUGAAAAUACUCUUUUUGUAGUAGUUUUCUAACAAAAUGAGUAUUUUUAAAGUGAAUUUUUUGUUAUGGAUGGGGAAAGACCUGUUCUGGUUUGUUGAUGAAAUAUUUUUGUGUACCUCUAGGAAUGGGAGUAGUUGCCUUCCUCUUCAUAGCAUGCUGUUAUCUUAAGACAUUGUGGACAAUACUGCAUAGAGAUGUUACUUCGAUAUGUCACAAAACUGGAUACCUCUCAUUCUGUUGAAGGUGAGGCAGUAAUGGUCAAGUAAAGAAAGGUCUUUGGAGUGUUUUGUUCAAUAAAACAUGUAGGAAACCUCCGACCUUGAGUCGCCUUUCUAUCUUGAGAUUAAUUUUUAUUUGAAACCUAGUUCAUCUCUGUGGGAUGAAUAUGGGACCUGGAGUCUCAUUGGAUGUAUGGAAUCAAACCUACUCCUACGUCCCAAAAUUCAGUGAUAGCCUGUUAUUUUUGCAAGUAAUUUUAAGCUAAUGUAAACAGGUUUGUUUCUUUUUGGUUUUUUGUAAUGUUUCUCCUUGGAAAACAUGCUUCUUGCUUUCUAACCUUUUACAUGCAUUUUGGAGAUACUGUCAAGAACUUUCACCAAAUCUAUGGUGACUAAGAAGGGUUAUAUCUUGCAGCGUGAUUUAAGUUCUCCUUUUGGCUGUUUUUUUUUUUUUUGUAUGAAAAAGGACAUUUACAUUUGGAAAUAUUUCUGAUCCUUACCCUGACACUGAAGAACAGUUUCUUAGCUUCCAUGUUUAGAACUCAUUUAAGAUUACAAUUUGGGUAAAACUGGACAUUAGCAAAAAAUACAGCAAAUACAAGAACCAAAAUACACUGUCACAGAGCAUAACUUUCAGACUUCAUGAAUCUUUGGUUGAUGGUAUAAUUAAGGUAUCUAUAGGAAAAAAUGCCUUCUUACGUUUUUCUUAAGUUUACUAUUUUAGUUCUAGAAUACAGUUGUUUGCACAGCCAGCUAAUAUGGUAGCUAGCCAGACAGAAGGGAUCUUUAACCAAAUUUGCUUUUUUCCCCUCUUAUUUUCAAUCCAGGUUUGGGUUUAAAUUUUAUUUUUUGUCUUUUUUUGGUAUUUUAACAAUCAAUAGAGUCUUAAGAAGAACUUAUUGUUAUUAACCUCACUUUUACAGUUUCAUGAGGCAUUAUGGACAUGAAUCUCUGGCUUAUUCUGGUGCUCCCUCUAUUGAAUGCAUUAGUAGAAAGUCGUGCUGCAGUUAAAAUGUGCAUUUGCUUUUGUUUUUUUCCCAUGCUUGGCUUUUUUAAACACUGGUCAGAGAUGAACACAACUUCUGAAAUUACCUAUGUAAACUUUUUUUUUUUUUUUACGUUGGAAAUAGUCACUCCCAGGUGAGGAGGUGUGGGCUUGAUUAACAAGUAGCUUGCCACUGGUGACUGGGUAGUGGGUCUGAUAUAGAUUCUGGAAUUAUUGUUGUUCCUUUCUAACAAGGACCUCUCAUUUUUUGCAACUGGAAACUCUUCAGCACCUCCUUAACGUUUGUAUACAAGAAAUACAUUUUAGCUCCUUUUUACAUAGUGAAAAAUCUUCCUUUUUCUAAUCAGGAACAUAAUGUUCCUACUGAGAAUAGCUUCUUGAGCCCUGUGGUUUUGUUAGUUUUCUGUUUGGGGAUACUGUUUAUUUUGGGUUUGGUUUUUAAGCCUCUCAAAUAUAUACAUACGUGUUAGGUGCAUCCUUGUAUGCCAAGGUGCCUUCCAUCUCACAUAUCUCCUUGCUGGGCCCUGAGGUUGCUUUUUUGGAGGGACCUCCUAGUUGUAGCUUUCAGUACUUUCAGGCCAAAUACCAUCACUGGAGACCUUUUGUGUCCUCCCAUUUACCCUCCUGUGUUGAUCCACGCGCUAUCACUGCCUCUCCCUGUUUCUCCAUUGGGGUGUUGGCCCCAUCCCAUCUUUGUUGUUAAUUUAUUCUUGUUGCCAUAGUAACAAGUGUAAGGCAGAAAACCAUACACAUUUCAGAUGGGCUUUGACCUAAAAGAUCUCCACACUAAAAGUGUAAGAUACAACUGGGUGAAGUGGAAGUGGAGGUUGGCAGGAAGUAACACAGUGAAAUUAUCCUUUUUAAUGCAAGUCAGAGGACAGAGGAAUACUAGCUACUUGCUAAACUGUUGGCAUCAUAGUUAAAUUGGAUCCUAAAGAAGAAUUUGAGGAAUGUACAGUUAUUAAUUUGAUAGAAUGAUUUGGGUUGGAAGGGGCCUUAAAGGUCAUCUAGUUCCAGUCCCCCUGCUAUGGGCAGAGACGCUUUCCACUAGAUCAGGUUACUCAAAGCCCCAUCCAACUUACCCAGUUUCUGGUUGGUUUGUUUUGUUUUACCCUGAACUACCUCAUCUGUAGAGAUAGAAUGGGCAGAAAGUCUUAAGUUUUGGUAAGAAUUGCUCUAAGUAUGCAGUUAAGGUUGGAAUGAGAUGGGAAGGCAGAGGCAAACUUGUAUUAGGGUCUUUGACAUGUAAAUUCUUGAUGGAAAACUAAAACCAGCUAUUCAGUUUAUUAAGUUAAGAUUAUACUUGCUUUAGAUAUUUCUGUCUCCAAAAUAAACAAUAAAGACAAAGUGGGGCAUUUUUCUUGAUAGUUUCUAACUUGUGGAAGAGUUGAUUGUCCAGAGACAAAAAGGUGGAGAUUUCACUACUGCUUUUAGAAGUGUAGUCUCUUUUUUCAAAACAGAUUUUUUUUUUCUAAUAAUUUAAUGUGCUCUUCCAGUGGAGCUGUGCACAAUCCUGAUUGUUUUCCUGCAUUUGCAGUAUUGUUUUCCUAGUGGAUCUGCUCCUAAUACAGUCCUUACUGUAUCUGAAUGCUGAUGAUGUGCAGGCAGCCCAAUAGAACUAAUAUUAAGGAACUAUGGCACAUUUUUAGUGUGCAGUAUAGUGGAUUUGGUAACCCAGCUUGAAGUGAGCUACUGUUAGGUCCGUUGCUGAUGGGUCAGGUGGAUGCACAGCUAGAAAAAGGGGACUUAGAACAAAUCUGCAGGAGCAAUGCCAAAGUUGUAUUUGCUUAAAAUAAGCAAUUUGAAAAAUAAGCAUGGAGGGAGGCAGGGGGAAGGCCCUUCAUUAAUCAGAAAUACAUCUAUCAGAUCUUGUCCAUGCUCAAACUUUAGUUGCCAGGAUAGCUAGUCAGAAUCUGCAUUGUGUUAAUGUGGCUGAAACCUCAACAUUAACACAAGAAUAAUUUAUUUUAUAUAUGCUGUUUCAGACUGAUUAACACUGUCUCCCAUUCUACCUUGAUUGCUUGGAUUCAGCAUUUUCUCAAGAACAGAUGUUGAGGUUGGAUAAAACUGGCUCUCUUGUCUUUGAGAAGCAUGUAGAUCUGAGAGAGAAGAAGGAUGGCUCUAGCCAUGUCCCGAUCUUUUGUGUCUUGUGAUCUUAGCUGGAGAAGUUAUAAUGGUGCAGGAGGACAUGCUGGUGUUGUUUCAAGCUUCAUCAAUAAGAGUGCUGCUAGCAGCUAUCAAGUUACAGAACAAACCUGGCCUCUGAUUACUGUUUGGCAUAGCUCAGUUGCACACUGAGCUCCUUGAGUCUAACUGUAUCUGGAGGUGAACACAGCUUCUUCCUUGAAUUCUGCUGGAAUUUGUGAAUGUGGCCACUUCUCAGCUUGGGUAAUUUGUUUUCUCCCAGGCCCGGUCAAUGUCACAAAAUCAGUUGUCACCCUCAACUUAUUGCCCAGAUACUCAUAGUAGGCUUGUUCUUCUGUCUUGCAUGCUUUAGUGAGCAGCUCUUACAAUGUCAACAGGGUUAGCAUUUGUAUAUGAGCAGAGCAGCUAAUAUCUCUGAGCUGACUUUUCACACUGCAUCUCAAGCAGUUGUUACUCCAUCAGUUCUGCCAUUGCUCUAUUUUCAAGGUUAUCUUGACAACUAUACUAUCCAGACUGUAAAGAAUAUAGCCACAGGAAAAAAUAAUAGGUAAAAAUGAAAGCAUAUUUAGGAGUGUUUGCCAGUUGAACUGGUUGAAUUUUGCCAUUUGGCCAGUGCUCUUGGCAGAGAGUAGGAUCCAUUCUUUUGCAACAUAGAUCUCUUUGGGGGAUGGCUUGGUUUGAACUGCAGAAUUUACCUAGAUUCACGUAAAGUCCACGGGCACUGGUGCCCAUCAUGUUUGGCAGUUAUAAGAAGAUACCACAUAAACCCAAGAGCAGCUAGUAAUAAAAGUUUGUGUUUAGGGUAAUUAACUUUCAAGUUGAAGGGGAAGAGGCCUCAAUUCAGAAAGCUCUUCAUCACAUACUUAAAUAUCACUGAAAUCAGUGGAAUGUAUUUGUGGGUCAAAAUGCACAAGACCCCAGCUGAGCAAAGCUCUUUUAUUCUGAAUUGGGGGAUUGUUGCGUAGAGACUGAUGGUGAAGGACCAGGUUCUUACCUUGAUUGUUAGAGUAAGAAGUCAGUUAUCCUGAGGAAAAAGUUCCUCAACAAGCCCCUGGGUAAAUGCUGGUUUGAUUGCUGACUCUUGUGGCCUUUCCAUGGCUUCACAUGCCAUGCCUAUUUGACUGCUACUUCUAACCAUAAGCAGAGUAAGCUCUGAGAAUGUUUUCUGAGCUGGGGUGAAGAACUUCUGCAUUAGCAGAUUGCUCGCUGUAAAGGGGCAGUUAAGUGGUGACUGGAGGCUGUGUGUGCAAAUGGCAGUUUAACCUGAAGCCUAUUCUCAAGUAUUUCUUCCCAUUUUACAAAUGCAUCCCUCCAGGCUGGUGGACAGACCUGACAAGCUCAGUGGUGAUCAACAUCCGCCACUUUGACUAGAGUUCUAGGAUUCUUGUCUGUCAGCUGUUGGCACAGCACACUGUGCUGCUAUAUUUGAUUUCUUUGUCAUAAAUUCAGGACAAGCUGGAAAUAUCUGAGAUAUUUUGCCUGACUUAAGUUGAGAGGCUUAUAUGGAGUGAGCAGGCAACAGUGGUGGAAAAAUCAGGGAAAAUACCUGUGCUUUUAACAAUGUUUCUUCUGUGGCUUUGAAAGUCCAAGAAUUUCUCAGCCAGGGAAUGUAUUUCCUCCUCCUUUUGAUAAGCUACUUCUUUCUUUUGCCUUAUUAAUUGUGAAUCUGCUCCUGCUUCUAUUUCAAGCCAGAUGCAAAAUUCGGUGACCUGACUUUCCUAGGUACAAUGUUGUAAAUCUGCAUAACCAGGUGAGUAGAUUUCUCUAGUGUAAGAUCAUGCCCCCAUGUCUGAUCCUUUGAGAUGUGGAAUAGUUCCUGCUUGUGUUGAAAUCACUGUGUGGAGGGUGUUGGGUACUUCAUAAGGAACUCCAAACUCUGUAGGACUGGGAUUCAUCUUACAGCUCAAGUAUUUCAGUCUGGUUUUGGAGACCUGUAUGUCUUCUCUUCCAUUUAUGGUGUUCAAAAGUCUGUUGCUAUGGAAGUAGCACCUGAAGGUAUGUUUUGCCCGAAGAACCUGCAAUGAAGCAGUUACAUUACCAAAUGGCAAUGUACCCCAGAAUUGAGUAAAAUAACAGAGGCCACCAAGUUUUUCUUGUUUGUGUGAUGAAAUAUUGUCAAAUUAAGUGAUUUGUUGGAGCCUUCCUUUAACUUCUGUACGGCAGUAAGCUUAGAGGAAAAGAAGAUUGCAUUAUUUUUUAAAAAGCUUUAUUUGUGACCUGGACUUGUUGCCUCUGACCCUCUUGGGCUUAAAUAGUUAAAUUAUAUUAAUGUCCAUUUGUUUCACUGUAGGUAACACAUCAACUGAAUACUCUUGUGCAUAAUCUACUGUAUCUUUCCUCUGUUCUGUGUCAAUGUAUUAUGUGUAUUUGGAUUACAGUUCUUUUUGUAUUAAAUUAUUUUAUGUUAUAGAACAAUAUUUAAGUGAAGCAAAGAGCUAAUGGAAGUUGUUGAUGUUUUGGGAUUUCUUUUCUCUUUGCUCUUUUUUUGGAUGUACUGUAAAUUGUAAACCAAGGAUGCCAAGCAGGCUUGGUUCAAUGGCUAAAAUUAUUGUAUUACAGUGUAAUGCUGAUCUAGGCCUUGUCUCAACACUAGAGCACACAAACUUGAAUAAAACUGUUAUAAAAGC
Messenger RNA from Motacilla alba alba, 13689 nucleotides. RefSeq names its product mitogen-activated protein kinase kinase kinase 9 (gene MAP3K9). The record is from RefSeq and is a predicted model, not a curated record. Gene Ontology annotation, biological process: protein phosphorylation. The transcript is spliced from 11 exons. The coding region runs from base 294 to 3443 and encodes 1049 amino acids. NCBI's taxonomy places the organism in Eukaryota, Metazoa, Chordata, Aves, Passeriformes, Motacillidae. Gene Ontology annotation, molecular function: JUN kinase kinase kinase activity; ATP binding; protein binding.